Molecule: messenger RNA, 3128 nt
Organism: Coturnix japonica (Japanese quail)
Lineage: Eukaryota; Metazoa; Chordata; Aves; Galliformes; Phasianidae
Gene: AMH
Product: anti-Mullerian hormone
Biological process (GO): Mullerian duct regression; gonad development
Molecular function (GO): growth factor activity
Source: RefSeq, a predicted model, not a curated record
CCAUCACGGGCCUGAAACAAUUCAGCUGAGCCUCCUGUUUGUGAGCUCUUUGGGUCUGUGCUGGGGCCGUAUCCUGAGCUCCAUCCUGCACAGGUCCUGGGAACACAGAGGAGGCUGAGCCCAUGCACUGGGAGCUUGUACAGGUACAUUGGCACCUGCACGUGGCUGGAGACACAUGCAUUCUCUAUGCCCUGGGGGGGGGAGGCACCCAGCAGAGGGAGCUUGGGGCAUUUCCUUUGUCUCUCCUGUUAUCUUCACCCCCUCCCGCAGGUGUGCACAGCCCGCUCCUCCUGUCGCUGCUGAUGGGGAUGUUGUGUUGCCAAUCCCUGCGAAACCUCCGGCCCCGACUUCCACCCUUCUCUCAAAACAACUCAAGGACGUGCAUCCCUACAACAACCCAAAGGAAACAGCUUCACAGUUUGGCGGGACAGCGGCCGUGUUUCGCAGGGGAGGUGUGUUGUGUGUUGGCCACUCAAGGCCACCGCUUUUAAAAGGGAGACACAGUCCUCCCUCACACAGAGCUCUGCCGAGAAAGGGAACCCCUGGAGCAGAGGCUGUGCUGGGGCAGAGCUUCUCAGAGGAGAUGGGACUUGGAGCAAGGAGGGAAAAUGAGAGCAGAGAGCGACCUGGCUCGGCAGUGAGGCUGAAGAUGACCGUAGCUUCUCACCUCCUCCCUGAGCUUGCAGCAAGCUGCACACAGGCUGACGGCUCCAGCUUGCAGCCCUGGCCCCUGGGGGGGCUGGAGGGCCCCGUGUGCCGCCUGAAGAUGGAGCGCAACAAGGUGCCCCCAUCCCACCUGGAGGUGGUGGGGGUCCUCACCCGCUAUGAGAGCGCCUUCAUCAAGGUGCUGCACGCCGGCUGGGAGCACCGCAGCCCUGAGACCUUUGGGCUGUGCCCAGGUGAGGAUGCACAGUCUGUUCUCCGACCACUGCAGCAGCUCCAGGAGCACCUGGUGGGGCCCGGCAUGAGGCUGCAGCGCUUCCUCGUCCUGCACCUGGAGGAAGUGAAGUGGGAAGCAAAGGCCCGGCUCUGGUUCAGGCUGCCGUUCCAGGCGGAGGUUGGGCGGGUGCUGGGAGAGCUGCACGUCGCUCUGCUGCUCUUCUACCCGGGCAGCCCCACGGGGCGAGGGGCUGAGGGCCGCCAGGAGCUGCUGGUGGAGGGCAUGGGGCUGACACAGGAGCAGAGCCUUUGCUUCACUAGGGACACCCAGUACCUGCUCCUCAGAGCCUCGGUGGCUUCCGUGACCAGCAGCAGCAAGGAGCUGAGCUUCCAGGUGUCCCUGACCAUCAGACACCAUGGGGAUGGAGGUGCCCCUCUGUCCCUCAUGGAGACCCAGAAGCUCCUCUUUGGCUCGGAUGAGAAGUGUUUCACCAGGAUGACUCCGGUGCUGCUCCUGCUGGCUGGGUCACCACCUGGGGAUGAUACUGCAGGCCCUUCCUCCUAUCUCUCUGCCAGUGGAGUGGUGGAUGUGGCUCCCUACCCGCAGCUCAGCCCACCCUAUCCUGGCACCGCAGAGCUGCCACCCCACACCACUGCCAGCCCAUCCAACACCACAUCCCCAACACUGGGGGACAGCGGGCAGUUCCUGGGUGUGCUGACCCUCUUCAUCCGCCGGGUGCUGAGCCCCCGCAGCGAGCCGCCCACCCAGCCCAGCUCCCAGCACUGGUUGGACUUCCAGAUGAUGGAGACUCUCCCACAUCAACUGCUCAACCUGUCAGAGACGGCUGCCCUGGAGCGCCUGGUGCAGUCGGAGGAGCCCUCGGUGCUGCUUUUCCCCCAGGAGGGCAACGUGGGGCUGGAGCAGCAUUUUGGAGACUGGCAGCCGGAGGGGACGGUGCUGCAGCUGCUGAUGGGCAAACUGCAGGCGGUGAUCCAUGAGCUGAGGGACAUCCCGGAGUUCCAAGCCAACACGGGGCUCUUCCAGCACCUCCUCAGCUUCUGCUACCACCCACCGGGGCCGGCUGUGGGCGGGCAGCCCCCAGGCUCAGGGAAGCUGCAUGCAUUGCUGCUUCUAAAGGCGCUGCAAACAGUGCGGGCGCGCUGGCAGGAGAGGAGGAAAGUCCUGCGUCAGAACCGCAGCGCUCGGCACCAGGCGCACUGCAGGCUGCAGGAGCUGACCAUCGACCUGCGCGACCGCAACUUCAUCGUCAUGCCCACCGUCUACGCAGCCAACAACUGCGAGGGGCCCUGCAAGUUGCCCCUGUCCACCCGCGUGCCCGGUUACCACUCGCACACCGUGCUGCUGCUGGGCAUGCAGGAGCGGGGCUCGCCGCUGCAGCGCGCUCCAUGCUGCGUGCCCAUCCGUUACUCGGACCAGCUCAUCAUCAGCGUGUCGGCGGAGGGGCUGGAGGUGCGCAAGUUCCCCAACAUGGUGGCGGAGGAAUGCGGCUGUCGGUAGAGGUUCCCACCUGCAGCCCCUUUGUGGUGCUCCUGGCUGAGAUGGGAGCAUCCCUCUAAGUGCUUUUUCCUCUGGUUUGCCUCCUCGCCUUGCUCUGGUUCUGUUUAUAUUCUGUGGGGCUGCUCUACAGCAAAACCCACAGCUCACUCUGCCCAUCUACAUGCUUGGCUGUGGCAAUGGCUGCAGUGCUGGGCCUGCUGCUGGGUGCUGCUCCAUGCUGUCACCACUCCCCAGAGCACAGCAGAUCCCAUUACAUGUCCUAAUGUUAAUAGUGUUAAUGACAUCAGCACGCAGAGCCCAGCUCCUCUGUGCCAGCUCCCAGCUGAGCUCUAUGGGACCCCACCACCCUGCUGAGCCCCUGUGGUGGGACAGGAGCGCAGCCCCCCACCCCAUCCCUCUGUGCUCUGCAUUCUUCUUUUCACAACACACAAAGGUAUCCAGAAACAUGGUACAUAUAUAUAUAUAUAUAUAUAUUAAGACAUUUAAUACCUUCUUAAAAAUGAACAUCAGUUUGUUUUAACCACUAUUGGUUUAGUGAAUGAAUACUCAAACCUGCUGCAGUCCCGGUCCCCUGCAGUUGCAGGACCUGAGCUCUGGUUUCAAAGCUUUGGGCCUCCUGCAUUGGGGCUGUGUGUCCGUGCUCUGAGGACAGCUUGGCUUCAUUCAUCCACAACACACUUCCCUCUUUGAUUUGUUUUUCAAUAAAACCAUUCACUGAAUUCAAGAGCUA